Cygnus olor (mute swan) is the source of this 4166-nucleotide messenger RNA. RefSeq lists its product as uncharacterized. Gene Ontology annotation, molecular function: transmembrane transporter activity. The transcript is spliced from 13 exons. Gene Ontology annotation, cellular component: membrane. Gene Ontology annotation, biological process: transmembrane transport. Bases 1075 to 3549 code for a protein of 824 amino acids. Lineage: Eukaryota; Metazoa; Chordata; Aves; Anseriformes; Anatidae. The record is from RefSeq and is a predicted model, not a curated record.
UUUAGGAUUCUCUCCAAGACAUUGUAGUUUAGAUUCAGUUUUAUGACUGACCAGGGUUACUACCUGGGGCAAAUGAAAAUCGACAGCUUGGGACACAGAUGUCAAGAUCACGUCUACUUGAUGACCAGCCAUAUUUCCCUGCCCAAAGCAGAAGUCACCAGGGUGGGCUAUCCAGCUAUUAAGCCAUUAAUGAGAGCAGCACAUGUGAAUGAGAAGCUGCAAGCCCCCUGUCUGCCCUGGCAUAUGGAGCAAGAGCAACCUUUCUUGUCUGAAAGGGGAUGUGCAUGGGGGAGAGGAGGGAGCACAGCCAGCAGAUGUGGCCCCAGAGAAGAAAAAAACAAACCAUGUCAGACAGCACAGUGGGUCCACCUGGAAAUUGUGCAGCAAGUAUUUCCAAGAUGGGAAGUGCAUCUUGUGCUUCUUCUAGGCCACAUCAGUCAUAGGCGUUCAGCUCAGAUCAAGCCAUCGUGUCCCCUUGGGCAAGUUGGCCCUGCAAAUCCAGACAUAUGAUUUGGGGUGAUUCAGCAUGGGGAGUUGCAGGGCAAGGGUGGGCUUGGCUGUAAGAAAAUGCAUGGCAGAGGAGCAAUGGCUGUGAGCACGGCAGGGACAGAGCAGGAACAUGGACCCAGGCCCCCAAACCCAUCCACCCUCUGCUUGGCCUCCUGCUUCCCUUUCAGCUGCACGGGACCAGUCCCACAACCUACACUGAAACCUCUUCUGUGGAUUCACACCUCAUAGUUUGGAAAAAAAUCACUCUGCAGCACAGCUGCUUUCAGGAGGUUUGGGGAGACACUGGGACAAGACGAGCUGUCCCCACUCUGUCCUCAAGAGUGACAGUGCUCUGGCACCUUUGUUCUGGCCCCAGGAACAGGGAGGGAAUGGCUGGUGACAAAGUGCGUCCCACAGGACUCCAAUAUAUCAUCUUAAUGGGGGAACACGCUGAUUCAGGUGCUCAUGAGAAGUACUCAUUUUAUCACAUCUGAUUAGGUGUUUAGUGCUCAAAGAGUUUAAACAUUAAUAUUUUGCUAUUUAAGCAACGUGCUCUAGUGCAGCCUGGACAUAGAGGUAUGCACCAUGGCUGAGUUUGGAGAUUUUAUAAGUGCUCUGAGGGAGUUUGGGCUACAUCAGAAAUGGCUAGUACUGUUGCUCUCUCUCCCACUGCUUCUUAACCCUUUCCAAAUGAUUGGCCAAGUGUUCAUAGUCGUGGACGUGCCUCAUUACUGCAACACCAGCUGGAUCCGUGCCGUCGGCCCCAACCUGACCGAGGAGGAGCAGCUGAACCUCACCCUGCCCCGCGACGCGGACGGGGCGUACGAGCAGUGCUCCAUGUACUCGCCCGUGGACUGGGACCUCGGCUCCAUCGUGGCGUACGGCCUGAACGCCACGGAGAAGUGCAGCAGUGGCUGGGUGUACCCCUCAGCACAGCAGCCGUCCCUGCUCACUGAGGUCUGUAAAUGCCUUUUGACGCCCUGGGGACGUGGAGGGGAAGGGAUGGACGGGAGCCUCCCGUCCUGCACUUUGCGCAAGGCCAAGGCACCGGCGGUGCAGCUGGGCGAGAGCCCGGGCACCCACCUCCUGUCCCCACCCGGGGCCAGACGUGCUGCCCAUCCUGAGAAAGCAGCUGCCCAGCUGGGACCUGGCAGGAGCAAAAGCAGCUGUGUUUCCCUCCUCCAGUUUGACCUCGUGUGCGACAGGAAGGACCUGAAUGACAUCUCCCAGUCUGUCUACAUGCUGGGACUGUUCCUGGGAGCCAUGAUCUUUGGGCCACUAAGCAACAGUGACUCUGUUCAGCUCUUGAUGACCCUGGCCAGAGUCCUCAGCUCCCAUGAGCCCAGGGCCACACAGGGGACAUGGAAUGGAGAAGGGCACAAGGUAACAUGGGAGUCCUUCAAGGGCAUGUUACUUUACCCUUUGCUGGUAUCACAUCUGGUCAGAAGUGGCGAUGCUGUUUUUGCUGUCUUUUCCUCCCUGGGUCAAGGAGCUCUAUUCACACAGGAGUCAAACCCCUGGUGUGAACGGUUCCCAAAUCAUCGUGCAUCCCUCUGGAUUCCCAUGGGGUCUCUCCAGAUACCUACAGUAACUUCCUUCUUCCUCCAUAGGAUCGGACGCCGGCCAGUCCUUCUGAUCUCCAUCUUCAUCCAGAGCUUGUUUGGUUUAGGAAUUGUCUUUGUGCCCCAUUUCUAUGUAUACAUGGCCUUCAGAUGUGUCGUGGCAACUGCUGUGCCAGGAAUUCUGAUUACUGCCUUGGCCUUAGAUGAGGACAGGACAGCCAAUCCAGAAGAUGCUGUCAGCCCCAGAAAGGGAUAUGAAGAACUGUCAAAUGUGUCCCUACUGUUCUCUUCUCCUCAGCUCCUGAAGAGUUUUUCUCCAGGGGAAACACACUGCUUGAAUAAGGGGAAAUCACUCACAACGAUGACCCUUAGUUUCUGUACUUCUUUUCAGGUACAGAAUGGGUUGGGGGACUCCUAUCGACCACGUGCAGUGCUUAUUACUCACUGCUGUUUUGCCAUUGGACAAAUGAUUUUGGCUGGCUUGAGCUAUGGGAUUCGUAACUGGAGGUUGCUGGAAAUUGCAGGAUCUGCUCCUAUGUUUGCCCUUUUCUUCUUCGUCUGGGUGCUACCAGAGUCGGCUCGGUGGCUGGUGACAAAAGGCAAAAUAGAAGAAGCUAAGAAGGUCCUUCAGAAGGCAGCAUCCAUCAAUAAGCGCACCAUCCCACCAGGACUCCUUGAGCAGCUGAAGUGUGAGACACAGGCUAAGUCUGGAAGUUUUCUGGAUCUCCUUCGGAAGAAGCACCUCCGGAAGGUGACUUUAAUCAUGUCGUGUGCCUGGUUCGUUAACAGCCUUGUCUACUAUGGUCUGAGUCUGAAUGUGACUAAUUUUGGUCUGGACAUCUACCUGACACAGCUUGCAUUUGGAGCAGUGGAAAUCCCAGGCCGUGUUGGUUGUAUCUUCCUGCUGCAGUGGUUUGGGAGGAGGAAAUCCCAGGCUGGCACCCUGCUGCUGAGUGGCCUGGUGUGUCUGAUCAUCACUGGCAUCCCUGAAGGUGAGCAGCCUCUUCUUGUCUUGAGAGAUCAGCUUCUGGGGCAGGAAGCUGACAGCCCCAGCACUUCCCUUGCUGGUGAAGGUCCCAUCCUCCCAAUCCGUCUGGCUGCAGUCCCACAUCCUGUGGCGAUCACUGUCCUGGCCACCAUUGGCAAGUUUGCUGCCUCAGCCUCCUCCUCCUCCUUCGUCUACUCCGCAGAGCUCUUCCCCACCAUCAUCAGGCAAAGUGGCGUGGGGCUGUGCUCCAUGGCAGCGUGGGUGGCGGGGAUCAUCGCCUCGCUGAUCCGCCUCCUGGAGCAGUACCACCGGGCCGUCCCCAUGGCCGUCUUCAGCAGUGCCCCCGUGCUGGGGGGGCUGCUCUGCUUCCUGCUGCCUGAGACCCGCGGCGCCGAGCUGGUGGAUGACAUGAGGGGUGGCCGCACCGCAGCAGAGAGACAUGUUUCUGACAACACAGGUGUGGAUACCCCGCCAACAGAUUUUGGAGACUUUGUCCAAAACAGACACUAAAGAGCAUGGGGUAGACUCAGAACAUGUAGUCUGAAGAUGCUUGUAGAGCAAGUGAUGAAUGAACAGGCACAUUCUAAAGGUCUACUGUGAUGGAGUCUUUUUUAUAGCAGAACAAUGAGGCGCUGCUGUCUGGACACUGGUCUUGCAGCUGAUCAACAAACCAACUUUAUUCGUUGUCAGAGGGAGAGGAGAUCUGUGUCACUCUGCGUUUGGAAAAGAUGCACUUCGAACUGUUCUCGAGACCCGGCCUGUUAUGCCUGGCUGUGCGAGUCCUCCCCGACGUGUUUCCCAGUCCUUUGCAAACUGGUACCCGUGGAACCAUCCCUGUCGUGUUUUACAGCAAUAAGGAAUUGCCAGUAGAGUGGUAUUACUGGGCAAGCGAGCACCGGACUGUGUCCCUCCUGCACUAAUCGCUUGGGUCGUCAGCCUUCGCGGCGGCCCGAGCCUCGCCGUUUGAUCAGGAUGUCACUGAAACCCUGUCACACACGUAUUUAGGUUGUAUUUCUAUGUGGUGUUGAAUUUGAAUUUCUACAUGAAUAAUAUAAAUUAUACUUUGCGUUUGAUAAGAGACACUUGUAAUGCAAUAUGUGAAUAAUAAAUGGUGUUGAUUUUUUUUU